AUGCUCGCUGAGAGCUCUCCUGUUGAGAAACACGACUAUGCUCACCGCUGCCUCUCUCUCUCCCUCUCUGUCUCUCUCUCUCUCUGUCUCCCCCCCCCCCCCAGGUAUGAGACUCUGGCCGUGGCCACAGAGGCGGAGAGUCGACAGGAUCCGGACCUGCCCCCCAAGACCGGAGGAGGCAAGAGGCUGACGCCUGACUGGACGUUUGUCCUGGGAGAAACGGCCCUGGACCUCUGUGUGCCCUCCUACUCCCACGCCUCCUCCUCCAUCUUCGUUCUGGGCGAGAGGAACCUCUACUGUCUCCGAGACAACAGCCACAUCCGCUUCAUGAAGAAGCUGGAGUUCAACCCCAGCUGCUUCCUGCCCUACGCCUCAGUGACGGAUGGCACCACCAACCUGUUACUAGGUAACCACACCAACAUGCUGCUGGUUUACCAGGAUGUGACCCUGAAGUGGGCGGCCCAGCUCUCCUUCGUGCCCGUGGCCGUUCGCGUCGCCAACUUCCCGGAGAUAAAAGGAGUGGUGGUCAGCCUGAGCUCUGACGGUCACCUCCUGUGCUCCUACAUGGGUACGGACCCGUCCUUCUUCUCCACGCCCAAGGUGGACGCCCGGGAGGCCGACUAUGAGCAGGUGGAUGCUGAGAUGAAGAUGCUGCAGAAGUUCAUCAGAGAGGCCUCCAGAACUCAGGACAUCCUGCCUAAAGCCGAUGCCGAGGAGGACCUGACCGUUACAGCGACUGUGUCCUCCAGCAUGGACAGCCCAUCGGUACACACUGGUUUUAAGGUCUUUGUGAGUGGUUGCAGUCGAUCAGCGCGUGUCGGCGUGCUAAACGCCACCAUGGACAUGACCGAACUCACGAGGAAACACGGCAUAAAGAUCCCGCCGACUUUCCCGGUUUCGGUGGAGCUGACCACGGCAUUGUUCAUCUUUUUAGACACCAUCGGAAAUGCGGAAGUGGUGAUUGACAACGGAAUCGAGGUGGGCGAUAACUUCUUCCCCGUUUACCCUCUCUGCACACCGGCAGUGAAGGUAACCGUGUCCAACGUCCCACCGUUCAUCAGAGAUGAAGACAUAACCAGAGAACUAUCAAGAUACAGGAGGAUGGUGUCUAAGGUGAAGAAAGUGUCCUCUGGGUGCAGGUCUCCUCUCCUGAAGCACGUGGUGUCUCACAGGAGACGGCUGCGCUUGAUCCCGAAUAACAGGAGCAAGGAGCUCAACCUAGUAUUCAGGAUCAGGGUAGAGGACUUCGACUACCUCAUUUAUGCAACAACUGAUGACUUUAAAUGUGUUGGCUCCUCCACCGUUGUGGCGUUUUCGGCGUUCCUCAACGGCGACUACCCCCCUGCUGACCUGACCGGAGACAUCACCGUGUCCUACAGCUCACAGACAGAGCUUAAUCCUAAAGGAGUUCCCAGGGUUCUCCAGUCCAGGUUCCGUCUUCCUCUGGCGUUGCUGUGUGUUCCAUCCUCUCCGGCCAAAACCACCAAGUUUAAGAUCACCGUGGACACCAACCAGCCACCGGUCGACCUCAACUCCGUCUUCCCGGAGUUUUCAGCGAAAUCCGAAGAUAAGGACAGGAAUAGUUUGGCUUUCCACUUCCUGUCAGGAGCGACGGUGACCGUGCUGGCCUCCAAGACCUCCCAACGUUACCGCAUCCAGAGCGACCGUUUUCAGGACAUGUGGCUGGUGGUGAAGGAGUUGGUCCAGAGGUUCGACCAGCAUUUCUCCAAACUGGGAGUCAAAGACUUCAAGAAGAGCUUCAGCGGCCCGCUCCCCCUGCAGGAGUACUUCCUGACUGUAGACCACCACUUCCAGCUGCGUGUCAGUGCUCGACAGUACCAGGAUCUGCUGUCAGAGCGGGCCGUCCAGUUCAGAGCCAUCCAGCGCCGCCUGCUGACCCGAUUCAAAGACAAAACCCCGGCGCCGCUGCAGAACCUGGACACACUGCUGGACGCCACUUACAGCCAGGUGAUGGCGCUAGCGGAGGCGGCGGAGCAGAAUCGUGCGCUGCUGGAGGAGGCGUUCGUCGGCCUGCGCAGCGCCACGCACCUGCUGGUGCUGCUGCUGUCGCUGUGGCAGGGCCUGACCCCCGACCAGACGGCCAUCCUGGAGGCCACGCUGCUGCCGCUGCUGCAGGACACGCCACAGCUGGGCUGGGAGGAGAGCUGUGAUGCCGCCGUCACCCACCUCCUGCGGAGCUGCCUCUCGCGGAGCCCCAAGGACCAGGCCACUUCUCUGGCCCAGCAGGGAGGGCCCGUGCUGGGCAUGCCCCACGACACCGCCCGCCUCAAGAAGCACAUCACCCUGAUGUGCGACCGCAUCGGCAAGGGAGGCCGCCUCACCCUGGCCUCCGAGGCCAACGUCCCCGUCCCCGUCCAGGUCCAGAACCUGGCCGCUCCGGGAGGCGUCGAGCCCAUUGCAGAGGUGGCUGGUGACGGGGACGAGCUGGAGCUUCCACAGGAGGCGACCAAGUUCAUCAAGAAGAAACAGCCGUCUAAGAAAGUGAAGAAAGGUAGGAGCCUCGUCUUUGUCAUUUCAUCUCCUUCCCUUCUUUGUGUCUUUACUCGGAGCUGAAUAUCCUCCGGCUCCAGCUCACCCGUGGCUCCGCUUCACCUUGUCACAUGUCGAAAUGCAUCGACUCCCAGCAGCACAUCCGCAGCAUUGCUCCCCAGCUUGUCACUGACUCCUGAGCAGAGCUCUGACACUAAUAUCUGUUCGCUGUCUGUCACACUAUUUCUAAUCCGCCUCUCUCUGCAUAGUGCUCUCGCGCAUCUGUUAUUUGUACAUACCGUCGUGACUGCUGGUUGGCUCGCGGUCUGCAGAAUCAGCAUGGUUUGGAAUUCCCGUUUCCAAAACAUGAAAUCAAAGGAUAAUUGCAGGUGCAGCGUGGACGUUCAGUUGUUUAUUCCACCGUUCCUCCUGCUCUGUGUAUGGCUGCGAUAAGUCUCACACAACAACUCCACUCAACAAACACUACCAACCGCUAACAUCAGGCAAAAUGUGUUCAAGCCCGUGGAAACAAAGUACAAACUCAAACAGAUAUGUGGGAACAGUGCCGAUGGACUGCCGGGUUGGGUUGUGAGUCGUAUUGUUUAAAAGGGAGACAACAUAUACCAAGAUGCACCUCUUGGAGCUUUGCUUCCAGCUGAUUCCAUGAUCAUCCUGGUCAUACUGGAUGCAUCAUAAGAGUUUGUCUACAUGUGUUCUGUUCCCAGAGGACUUUCCGUAUGUUAUGGGAAGUACUGCAGGAAUAUGGCACGCUGUGGUCAAAGUUAUGAGCUAACCGGUGGGCAGUAUUUGUGUAUCAGUCAGUGUGUCCUUGGCGUAUUCAUUUUCGUAACUUGGCGCGAUCACGUGACUCAGAAUUCAUUGAUUAAAGCACUAUUUACAUCUGAGGAUUGUACAAAAUAGACAAAUUCAUUGUUAGAUGCUGUAGAAACAGGUUUUAAAAAUCUACAUUUGAAUAAAUACUUUGAUCAAAUUGUUUGCAGGAUAUUCAACCUGUUUCCUUGUAAUGCAUUUAAUACCAUGAAUAUGAGAUAUGAGGCUACAGAUAAUCACAAUCCCUCCUUGGCAUAGUGGAGGCUGCUUAAUGGUGUUCUGCCGUUUACACCUACAGUCUAUGGUCAUGUCUCUGGGUUACACUCGUUGUCUCUCUGAUUCUCCACAGUUCACUUUGUUAGUACGCCCUCUGGUGUUUCGGAGAAUCAUGCAACAAACAGCGCUUAGAGUAUAAACGCCUCGGAGGCUCCCGCUACGGCGCCAAGCGCGAGUACAAACAAAAGCUUUUUACUUAACGAAGGUUGUCUCUCGUCACUUGUUCUAAAGGCGGAGCCGCAGCGGGUAAAAUGUUUGGUGACUUCGGGCAUUGCAUUUCUGCUUUUUGCUGAUGUCGUCAUCUCUUCAUCAGAUUCUGACUUCCCGUUCACACUGGGGCAGCUUGAAGUGUGAAGAGCUUUGGAUAAAACUCAGCACCUCCCAGUCUGAGGGCCUGGUCUGACGAGCCAAACCAGCUGCCCCCUUUGUGUUGCUGCUCAUUUUACCAGUCCAUCUACAUUCCAACCCUCGCAUGAAGUCAGACUGUGAAACCUUGAGGAGCUCAGACAUCUGGUGGGAUCUCAUUCUAUAUCCACUCAUUUUGUACUGGAAGUUGAUGUGGUUUGGGCGUCUGGUCAAGAUGCCCUCCGGGCUCUUUCCUGUGGAGGAAUGCUUGGCGUGCCCAACUGAGAGGAUACCCGUAACCCCUGGACAGAUUACAGAGAUUACCCCAGGAGGAGAUGAAGGAUGUGGCUAGAGUAGAAGACAGAUUGGCUGCCUUGUUUUGCUUGCUCCCACUUUAUUACGACCAGAUAAGCAAAAAGGCAAGAUGGACGUUUACUUACU
Messenger RNA from Anarrhichthys ocellatus (wolf-eel), 4383 nucleotides. RefSeq names its product protein PTHB1-like. Gene Ontology annotation, cellular component: membrane; BBSome. Gene Ontology annotation, biological process: cilium assembly. The record is from RefSeq and is a predicted model, not a curated record. The coding region runs from base 1 to 2574 and encodes 857 amino acids. The transcript is spliced from 16 exons. NCBI's taxonomy places the organism in Eukaryota, Metazoa, Chordata, Actinopteri, Perciformes, Anarhichadidae.